AUGGAAACCACCAACGAAUCAGAAGACUCAGGUCCAAUGAUGAUUGGAAGCCAAGAUCCAAUGUCGCCAUUCUUCUUGACAUCCUCAGACAAUCCUGGAAAUGUACUGGUGUCUCAAUUGAUGAACAACACCAAUUAUCCGAGAUGGAAACGAGCAAUGACGACUGCAUUACGAGCCAAGAACAAAUUUAGCUUCGUAUAUGGAAGCAUUACAAAACCAACAUCUGAUGAAGGAAGGGAGCUUCAUGUUUGGAACAAGUUCAAUUCCAUGGUGAUCUCAUGGAUAAUAAACUCAGUUAUACCAAAGCUCCAUGACAGUGUUGCUUACCUUCAUAAUGCGCACGAGUUGUGGAAAGACUUGGAAGAAAGGUUUUCACAAGGCAAUGCUCCUCGUGUCCAUGAAUUGAGAAGAGAGCUUGCCUUGACAAAACAAGGAGAGCAGAGUGUGUCAAGUUAUUUCACACAACUUAGAGGCUUGUGGGAUGAGCUUGGAACAUAUAGAAAAGCAAAAGAUUGUACGUGUGGAGCAGCAAAGGAUCAACUAGAAGAAAGAGAAUAUUAA
Molecule: messenger RNA, 561 nt
Organism: Pistacia vera
Lineage: Eukaryota; Viridiplantae; Streptophyta; Magnoliopsida; Sapindales; Anacardiaceae
Exons: 1
Coding region: 1-561 (186 amino acids)
Source: RefSeq, a predicted model, not a curated record